Molecule: messenger RNA, 912 nt
Organism: Trypanosoma conorhini
Lineage: Eukaryota; Euglenozoa; Kinetoplastea; Trypanosomatida; Trypanosomatidae
Exons: 1
Coding region: 1-912 (303 amino acids)
Source: RefSeq, a predicted model, not a curated record
AUGGCGUGGUGGCGCCGGCGGCACGAGGCGACGGGCGACGAGGAGGCGGAAAAGGCUUUGGCGGCCAUCUUUAACCCCUCCCACGCCGCAGCGGGGGCAGCUCCCGACACGAGUGAUGCUCGCUCAGGGAACUCCGGUGGGCGUCGUCCCGUUGGGAGGGGUGCGCCUCAGCCUUCCCCAUCCUCAGCCUCCGCCUCCGCCUGCGCGGACGGUGUGGCGCCGGCGACGCAAAAGUACAAGGAGCAGGAUGUGGUGGGCCUGAGCUCCCUGCCGCCGAGCCCCAUUCUUGGCUACACGCUGCGCGAGGAGGGGCUUGUUGACGAGUUGGCGCACCCGCCGCGAACUCUCUCCCUGCAGCAACUGCGAUCGCUCAUUGUCGAGCUUUCCGCGGUGGAGCAGCAGGCAAAGUACUGCGUAGAGGCGCAGCUUCCGCAGCAGGUCCACAAUAGGGGGCGGCGCAGCCUUGAAAUCAUUGUCAGUCCCUGCUUGUACGCGUGCGGCUUGUAUCUCAUGCUUUGGAAGGCGCCGCGCUUGUAUUUAGGGGUGACGCCGCGUAGUAGUGUUCUUUUUACGCGGCUUCUCGCGUUGAUGCGGUGGCACCUGCCCGAGGUUGAGAAGGAACGAAUGGCGAGAAAUCACCGCUGGUUGUUGCAGGCGACAAAUGCACGGGUGACGUUGUCGUUUCUGGCGGGUUGCACACUAACCGCCGUCGCAGUCGCCACACAGCCGGCGCGCGGCGUGUUGGACUCCGGCCCCGAUGUCGAGCUGGGGAUGCAGUCCGUCGGCUUUCAGAAGCACUCGGAGGCCGUGCUGCGGUGGCUGUGGUGCGUGUACUACCACCACCCGGCCUACAAGUCGCUGGCGCAAGGGACGCUCCCGCCGUUCCUGCAGAGUGUCAGCCCGAGGAGCUAG